Molecule: messenger RNA, 2727 nt
Organism: Phaeodactylum tricornutum CCAP 1055/1
Lineage: Eukaryota; Bacillariophyta; Bacillariophyceae; Surirellales; Neidiaceae
Exons: 1
Coding region: 1-2727 (908 amino acids)
Source: RefSeq, a predicted model, not a curated record
AUGGAAGAAGAGAGCGACUUUGGCGACGGAUGGGACGAUCCGGAUCUCGACAUUAGCAUCGCAGACGGCGACGAUGGAGCAUCCGAGCCGGAAACCGCGACGCCGCCGCAAACGGGUGGUCUUUUCUCGUCCGUCACUGCAACGCACGACCCCCGCCCAGCUUGGGAGCGGCACGGAUCGAAAGGACCGAAUGCCUCCAGUAAGGACGCAGGCCCUCAGGAGGAAGACCUUGUUCCCGAUGGAUGGGAUGACGACGGUUUAGACGAGGACGAUCUGUUGUCUGUAUCGUCGCCAGACAUUGACGGUCGAAAACCGCCAUCGAUCGCGAUGCCUUCCAGCUCUAUGAGUAUCGACGAGUAUGUACGGCACAAAUCCGGAGAUAAAGCACACGAGACCAACAACAUUUUUCUGAAGGGGGAUCGUCGUCCUGCUUGGGAGACGUCCAGCUUGUCUCACCAACCAGAGAGUGUUGCCCCCAGCACGUCGAUUCAGCAAGCCGAUUUUUUCGACGAUUCCUUCCGGAAAGCGGCCCAGAGCUUAUCACAAAAAAAGUCAGACAGUGUUGUUCUAUCGGCAGGUCUAUCUAUGAAUAAGCCCUCAAAACCCAACGAAUGGGGAGACGACGACGAUUUCUUCUCGGAUGAGAAGGAUUUUGACGACGAUACGGCUGGGCUAAAAGAUGCGAACACCACCGUAAAUGAGGCAGUUUCUACCGGUAAAAUGGAUCAGGAAUUGGAGCCCAAGAAGUCCUUUAGCGCUGGGCAGGGCGAGCAGCAAAUUACGAACCCAAGCGGGUGGGGAGAUGAUGACGAUCUUUUCAGCGAUGAAAGCAACGACACGCCGAAGGAAACUGUGAUACCCUCCGAGCAAAUUUCAUUGCCAGCCGUCCUUCCCUCUUCGGACGAUGCCACAGAUGGGUGGAACGACGAUUUUUCCUUCAACGAUGAAGAUGCAGCUGCGAUAGAAGAUGGCGACAGUGCUCCAACCGUAGCCCACCCUUCACUAAUUCCUGUGUAUCCGGCGGCUCGAUCCAGAUCACAUCUAUAUCAGGACCUAGAGGAAUAUCUGGAUCUGCUACCUCACCUGACGACAUCCAUUCACGCCGUUUUGGAAGCGGAAUACAACAUUCCAGAAAAAGCGUCAGAACUUCUUCAAUACUACGAAGAACGCCCGGGUCUCUUAGACUACACUGUGAACAAGGAGCUAUUGCGGAUGGACUACGAGUUGAUAGAGCCAAAUCCGCGCACUGGUGGUUGUCCCAUUACUGUGACUGACAAAACCUCGAUUGCACAAGCCCUGCGACAAGAUGAAAUGUCCUUGACGGGGCGUUGUGCGAACCAGUCACUCCUGGCUGAUUUACUACAAGUAUUGACUGGCCCUGAUCGUGUGGUCCGCCCACAGUACAUGGCAACAGCGGUAGCGACUUCUUGUAACUUUCAACUCGACUUGCAACAAUCUUGGGUACAGUGUCGUACCCGUCUUGAUCUUGGCUUGCCGACCGAAGACGGUCGUUGGAAAGUGGCAAACUUGGAUGUUUACAUUUCGGUCGUGCUCAACCCGGAGCAGCCGUAUGUAGAAUACCAAUUGGAGGCGAUCCACCCUGUGGCCCGCAAUGCGGAUUGGGCUGUUAAAAUUCAGAGAGUGGUAGAGGUUUUAGAAAGUCUUGACCUAGCCGAUGAUCAUAGCGAAGGUGUCGACAAUGCACAUUCAGAUAUCGACUACCGUGACGCUUUUUUGCAACAAUCCCAGUCUCUCAUGCAAAACUCAGUAGAAGGCAUGCGUUCCACCUUGCAAGAGAUUGACUCAAUUACAGGUCUGAGUAGCAAGAUGAAGCGAAUGCCAGCAUUCUUACCAGAUGAUGUAAUUCAGGCAGCUGAAGAGCACACGGCUUCAUCGCCACACCAUAGACCCCAGUCUAUUUUGGGCGGUUUUAUGAGACAGGGCUUGAGCCGACUUGCGAAGCAGGUGGCUCUUCCGGAGGAGGACCCAACGAUCUAUGAAGAGUGGAAGGGAUCAGCGGUCUCUAGAAAGCCUAUGCAACCUCGUGGACAGUCGCCAACUUUAACGACAGACCUGCGGGGGCUAAAGCAUCUACACGAAGCUAAGUUGUAUCGCUCUGUCUCGCCCAAACACCCGACAGUCUCACCACAAGUCACAAGGUCUCCGAAACAAGAGUUUCCAAAGCUGUAUUUUGGUGAGGCAGAAGCAGAUCGCAUGGAAUCAAUCUCCAUGACGAAAAAAUCACCUCGUUCAGGAGGUUUGCAAUUAUAUCGAGAAGAAAAUCGGCAAACAGCUGCAAAACCUGAGUCUCCGGUGACAAAGCAACUAGUUGAUCAGAAUCCUUCGAAACCCCCGACGCUUAUGUUUCCAAAGUUGUAUGGUACAGAAAGUGUCAGUACAAGUCCUCAAAACUACGGCAGCGAAUCGCAAUUUCCGCUCCCUCGUAGUCAUUCGAAACUUGGCAGGAAUCCUCUCCCCGACAAAAGCGUUCCUCAAGGUGAUGGCUGGGAUGACCAUGAUGACUUUUGUAAGGGAAUAUCUGAUGGCAGCUUUUCCGCCUCCGAUUUAUGGCAAUCGGGGUCCGAGCUCUGUGCACCUAUAAAACCAUCGUUUGUCGUGGAUGAUCCCAAUUUUGUCUACAAUCCAGUGGACGGUAUCAUCCCAACACGAACACGAUGGGUAAAUCCAUACCCAGGCAGUCGUCGGCUAUCGUCAUUCCAGGCUUAG